Molecule: messenger RNA, 375 nt
Organism: Microthlaspi erraticum
Lineage: Eukaryota; Viridiplantae; Streptophyta; Magnoliopsida; Brassicales; Brassicaceae
Source: the annotation of a GenBank genome assembly
AUGAGAAUGAGAGAUCAUUGGAAAGGGAAGGAAGAAGCGGUGGAGAUGAUGACGAUGGUGAUGGAGAUGAUGAUGAUUUUGGAGAAGAGUGACGGAGAAGAGACGAUUCGUCUUCUGACUUGGACUGCCAUUGCAAAAGAUGCGUGGAGAAACUGUAAACAAUCAAGGCCAGAAGUUUGGGCCCUAAAGGUAGGAUGGAUUAUUAGAGAUUAUCAAGGGUCUUAUUUGGAAGCAGGAUGGGCUACUUUACCUCAAGUUAGGUCUCCUUUACAGGCUGAAGCAACUGGUUUCUGGUACAAAGAAUGUGGAUUAUGGGAUGGAGACAAGUUUGAUUUGAAGGAAGCUGCCUCUAAGCUCGUUGGAUCAUGUCAAUAG